Messenger RNA from Paramecium tetraurelia, 3336 nucleotides. RefSeq lists its product as uncharacterized. The transcript has 6 exons. Lineage: Eukaryota; Ciliophora; Oligohymenophorea; Peniculida; Parameciidae. Gene Ontology annotation, molecular function: protein binding. The record is from RefSeq and is a predicted model, not a curated record.
AUGUCAUAUAGAUCAAGUAAACCUCUUCAGUCGGUGAAGAACUAACCGGGGUCAUUCUUUCCAAAGCAACCUUACUCACCAGCAAAGUCACAUAUAGAGCACUUUCGGUCUGAAAAUCCUACACCCCAUAAUCGAAAAUAAUAAUAGGCUUAUCCUCCGAGACAAGAAUCGUUUAAUUUGUCAAGCGGGGAAAGUCUGGAAUAAUUUCAUAGAAAGCGUUAAAAUUCUAAUUUUAGUUAAGAUAAGAAAGCAAAAAAUUAACUGUUUAAUAUUUUAUUCAAUAAAACUAAGCGUAAUGUAAGUUUUUGUAAAGACACCAUGAAAAAGCAAACUCUACAAAACCCAUUUAAUAAUUAGGGCUAAAAUUGGUAUCUUCCAAGCAAAUCGAAGUUAUCCUAGACUAUGUAAAAAAAACCACCCAAGAUUAACAAUAGUAUGGAUGGAUAGUAGACUGUUGAUAUUAGUUUUGAAAACAUUUUAAUCAAAGGUUAUUAGGAUCAUAGUGGUUUUUAGAGUGACACCACUAAACCUGCAGAAGACUACAAUCCUAGAUCAAUCAAACUAUUUGAAAAGGGCAAAUAACUGUUAAGAGAAAAGUAAAUUGAUGAAGCAAUAGAGUAAUCAAUUUAUUUUAAUCCAAGUCUAUUAAAAAAAUGCAUAGAAGUUGACACCAGAUUGUUGGAAGGUCAUUAUUUUUUGGGAAUCGGCUAUUUAGGAACUCAAUUGUAUUAAAAGGCAAUUGCAGAAUUCUAAUAUGUAAUCUAGUAGGAUGCAGUCCAUCGCAAAAACAUUUAUCUACUUUUAGCAAUUUCUCAUAAAAAGAUGAAUGAAUUAGAUUAAGCAAUUCAAAUCUUAAACAAAGUGAUCACAAUGUUCCCAAGAUAUUACGAUGCCUACAUAUAUAGAGGUAAAUUGCAUACCAAACUUAAUUAAAUUGACAAAGCUGAUUAAGAUUUCAACAUUGCAAUUCAAUUAAGUCCUUAAAAAGGGUUAGGUUAUUUAGGCAAAGCGGAUUGCUUAAGAAUGCAAUGCUAAUAUAAAGAAGCCAUUAAAUACUACUAAAAGGCUAUCAAUUGCGAAUAAGCAGUUGGAAAUGCAGCCAUUUUAAAAAAGGCCAUCACCUUAUAUGAAAGCCAAUAAUAUGAAGAAUGUGCAAAAGACCUUAGCAAACUGUUAGAAACGGAUCCAACAAAUUCAGAGGCCUACUAUUUCAAAGGAUUAAGUAGACUAAAAAUAAAGAAUAACACAGAGGCACUAUUAUGUUUUGAAUAAGCUAUAAAGCAUAACAAUUCAAAGAAAGCAGUGACCAAAUCAUUAUAUGAAAUUGCUAGGAUGAAACUUGAAUAAAGAGACUUUUAUGCAGCUUAUCAUACUUUAAAUAGAUCUUCUAUGCUAGAUACAGAGAAGAGCUAUUUAGAGAAAUUUAAAUUGUUUACUGAAGCUGUGAUAUUUUUGAUGAAAAGAAAGUUCUAAGACAGCAUGCUCAACUUUCAAGAAAUCCAAAAUAACCAUCAAUUAAAUGAUUUUUUAAAGCCCUUGUUUUAUGCUUAUAGAGCUUACGGGUAAUUUUGUUUAUCCAAACAUUAAAAAGCAUUGGAUGACUAUAAAUAUCUGUUAGAAAUCUAACCUGCUGAGUCAAGUGUUCAUUAUAACAAAUUUCUUUGUGAAGGUAUACUGAAGGUGUAAUCUGGGUUAUACACUGAUGGUAUGGAAUUGUUUUAAAGAGCCCAGAAGAUAUUUUAGAAGAAAAUGGAACCCACCUUUUAUUUGGCUGUUACUUAUAUUAAUUAAUCCUUCAAAAAAAAAAAUGACUAGUACAAGGAUGUUAUCAAAGGGCUCGAACUAUUGGAUAAAGCGAACAGUAUGAAUGAUCAAAAUGCCAAUUUAUAUUAUGUUCGAUCUAUUGUGAAGUGCUUUUUAGGCUAAGUGAAUGAAGCAUUGAUGGACAUUGAAUCUGCAAUCUCAAAGUCAGAAGAUAAUGUUGCAAAGUAUUUCUAUUUUAGAGGAAUAGUUUUUGGAAUACUUAAGCAAUACAAGCAUUCUCUAAAUGAUUUUGGCAUUUGUCUAACGCUAGAUGAAACAUUUGCUGAUGCUUACUUAAAUAGAGCAAAAUGCCAUUUUUUAAAUGGAGAUUCAAAUUCUGCUUUCUAAGAUUUACAAUCAUGUAUUCAGAUUCUACAAGAUGAUCCAAGAAUGCAUAUAUGGGCUGAUGCCAUAAAAGCAUAUUCAAAUAACAAAGAUUUUAAAAAUAAUCCAAAAUUAUUAUAAUUACGCGCAGAAUGCUAUAUGGUAUUAGGUGAUCUGAAUUAAUGUUCGGAGGACAUCAAUAGAUUAUAUAAGUUAACUAAAGAGAAGACUGCUGAAUUCGAUAAGGAUAUGUUACAAGCGUUGAGAAUAAUAUUUAAGGAUGAUUAGUAAAUUUAUUUUAAUGAGGAAAGUGAGAAUGAGUACACCGAUUUCAAUAAUAAUCUUAACAAAGCUAUUAAUAUUCUAAAUUAAUUAUGCAGAGGGAAUGGUAAAUUGUUCCAGCAGUUUCACGUCUACAUUUUCCGAGGAGUCUUUUUGUUUCAUCAAGAAAAAUAUGAGGCUGCCUUAAGAGACUUUUAAAUGGCCAAGAGUCAGAAGGAACUCUCUAUAACAGAGAAGAAAUUAAAAUAAAGGGGAAGCCAAACAGAUAUUUUCUAAGAAGAGGAAUUUCAUGAACUUACUGUAGAUGAAGAAGAUGCUGACUUAUUAGAAAUAUUAGAAAUCAAAUUCAAUGAAUUGAUAUGUUUAGUUAUACUUAAGCAAUAUAAAAAAGCUAAGGAAAAAUGUAAAUAAUUAAUAGAGAACAUUAAUGAAGCAAAGUAAGAGGGCUUAUAAAUUUUAUUGAUGCAUAUAGAAUAAAUUCUUAUGAGAAAUUAGCAAGAUAUUGAUUAUUAAAGAGUAAUUUGCUUGUAUGAUGAACCUAAAGAGAACAUCAUUUGUUUCUAAGUACCGAUUGUUUUUGUAGAUGGGUUGAAAAUACGAUUAUCCUUUAGUUUACCAAAAUUAUCUCCUCCAUCUUUAUCCAUAACAUUUGACAAAAGUUUAGUUUAAGAUCUUGGGCCGUUAUCCGUUGAAAAUAAACCAGAAGCUCCUUGGAUAAGAAGAGAAUAACAAGAUGAUAUGAUCAUUUUUACAGAAAAUGUUUAACUAGUAGAUGAUAUUAGAUUAGAGACUGAAAAAGACGACGAGUAACCUCAGUAACAAUAAUAAAUGUUAGAAAUUACUUAAAUUAAAAAUAACCUAAUGCUAGAUAAAGAUAUUGAGGAGAAAUUAUAAAGAUUUUUCGAAAAAAAAAAUAAGUAAAAAUGA